Messenger RNA from Cygnus atratus (black swan), 3630 nucleotides. It is a transcript of the gene GREM2, whose product is annotated as gremlin 2, DAN family BMP antagonist. Gene Ontology annotation, biological process: animal organ morphogenesis. Lineage: Eukaryota; Metazoa; Chordata; Aves; Anseriformes; Anatidae. The transcript is spliced from 2 exons. The coding region runs from base 245 to 751 and encodes 168 amino acids. The record is from RefSeq and is a predicted model, not a curated record. Gene Ontology annotation, molecular function: receptor ligand activity; BMP binding.
UCCUCGGGCAGUGGCUGAGAGGAGCCAGUGCCGAGCUGCCCCCUCCGCAGCCGGGACCCGGCGAAGCCGCCUCGCUCGCUCCGGGCACCGCGCUCCCGCAGCGGGCGCCUAUGGGCAUCCGCACCGCGCCGGGGCUGCGCACCACCGCCGGCGGGCGACGACGGCGACCCCGCUGCACGCCGCCUCUGGAUCUAUAGCCGGCAGGACGGAGCGCGCCGCAGACCCUUCCCCGCCUCGCUGCAGGAUGAUUUGGAAAUUUGCCUUGUCGGUCUUCCUGAUGGCAGCGCUGGUUAGACUAACAGACACCAGGAAAAACCGCCCUGCGGGAGCCAUCCCAUCCCCAUACAAAGACAGCAGCAGCAACAACUCGGAGAGGAGGCAGCAGCUGAACAAGGAGGUGCUGGCCUCCAGCCAGGAGGCGCUUGUGGUCACUGAGAGGAAGUACCUCAAGAGUGACUGGUGCAAAACGCAGCCCCUGCGGCAGACUGUCAGCGAGGAGGGCUGUAUAAGCCGCACCAUCAUCAACCGCUUCUGCUAUGGGCAGUGCAACUCCUUCUACAUACCGCGGCACGUGAAAAAGGAGGAGGAGUCCUUCCAGUCCUGUGCUUUCUGCAAGCCACAUAAGGUCACCUCUUCGACAGUGCAGCUGGAGUGCCCUGAGCUGGACCCACCUUUCCGACUCAAGAAAAUUCAGAAGGUGAAGCAGUGCCGCUGCAUGUCUGUGAAUUUGAACAACUCGGGCAAAUUGUGAGAGCAGGCGUGUAGCUACUAAUUGGUGUUGUCUCCGCCAGACUUACUGCUGCCUCUCCUUUCCUGUUGGGCAGACUGUCUCUUCUUGGUUUGUUUUUUCCUUUUUUUUUGUUUUCUUUUUUGUUUGUUUGUUUUCUUUCAGAAGGCAUCUCUCCAGCAAGGAAAGGCUCCUUGUCACUUGCCUACUGGAAUAAAGCUUUUUAAUGGGCUGUGUUAUGCACUUCACCAUAAAGUUUCAGCAUAUGUCCAAUAUCAUCUGGCGGUUGAACCUUCCGGAGUGGAGCAGGCUCCCAGAAGUUGGGAUUGAUCAUCUAAGUGACCAGUUGGCUGAAUCCAGCAUUAAAUGUUUCCACUGUGUGGAGUAAAGCCCCCUGCCCUACACUCCAGUCCCUUCCACGAGAAGAGAACGCCUUCCUGGUGCGUUGGUCCAGAGCUUGCUGCACUCUGAUGUGCUGGGGUGCGGCCCAGAACCGGGUGAUGCAGACAAGGAGAGUAGCAAGGAGUAACACGCGGAAAGAAAGUGAGACCCUCUGAUGAGGAUCAGCUUCUUAAGACAGCUUUAAUUGUGCAAUGACAAACUGUUCAGGGCUUGUAGUCUGAACUGCAGAUGAGAACUGGAAGGGAGAGGGCGAAGCAUCAGGUCAGCCACCAUGAUCACAUCAGCAGAUUGAAGAUGGAUUCUUAUGCUGCUGUGGCUGGAAUACACUGAACAUGUGGUCUCUGCAGCAGUGUUUGUUUUGUAACCUAGUUAUAGUAAACAGCUGUUUAAAGUAUUAUAGACCUAGCCAUGUAUAUUUUUCUUGUGGCAGAAUAUGCCAGAGAUUAAAAUGUGUUGAGUAAGAGAUUUGCUUGCUAGGUCAGCUGCCUGGCUUAAAAUGAACGUUUUAACUAGGCUUUUAGUAGGUUUUGUGUGUUAUAUAUGUGUGUGUUUCUUACUUCAAAAGGACAACAUCCAUUUAUUACCUUAUAUUUAUGCCUGCUCAGACUGGGAAAGGUGGAUGGGUAGUGGGAGAGGAGCUGAGAACACUAACAGUGUUUCACUUAAGGUAUAAAAGCACUGUUGCACAAAGAACAAAAUUCGGUCAUUGCUGGUCCGAAUACAAAAGCGGCCUUAUGCGUUAGUGUCAUCAGGUGUUGGGAGUGGCACCUCUCCCAUGACUGGAAACCAUGCUAACAUUUUAGGGUUGAAGGACAGACCCAUCAGUCAGUGCUGCGGGAAUGGGUCACAGCUGUAUGAACAGGGAGAGAGUCAGCAGUAAUCACUACAGCUCUGGUGGUCCACUGUGCUUUUGAGUUCUACAUAAUCAAGUGUUGGUGAACACUUGCAGUUCAUUUUGAUCAUACUAUGUUGUUAUUCAGUUGGUGGAGUUUAGCAUGUCCUGUAUAUCCUGUUUGUUCCAGUUCUGAUCUGUAUUAGUACCAGCUGCAUUAAAAUCCUAAGAUGUCUAAAAACAAACCAGCCCCUUUCCCCAAACCAAAGCCUAUGCAUGCUCAAUCAUCUGAAGCUUACAAAUUAAAAAUGACAAGUUGGCUCCCUGAUGCAUGAAUUAGGGUUCAGCAUCUGUGUCUACUGAAACCAGCUUGCUGUGAGAACUCUUUCCUGCCAGUCUCUUUACAUGCAGCCACUUCAAGGGGUUAACAUGUUUAGGCAUCUGGCCAGCCAAAGAGUUCAGUGCCACAUUAUGCGAGACAGGCUGCUCUAAGAGGCUUUUGGGACUGAGCUCCACAAGAGCUCACCAAGCGGUUUAUGGGGAUUGGCACAGGCAGGAUGAGGUUGGUCAAGUAUGUAGCCCUGUUAGGUUAACAGCCAUAGGUUUUCUGCUGUGAUCGUUCAGAAGUGCACAGGGAGACCCUUCACACUGGGUUGCUUUAGAGGCUGUCACUGCGAUGCUGCCAGAGUUAUGCCAGAUGCUGCCAGCCACCAAACAGGCAAUGUUCAUUCUAGGCUUGAUAGUAUCAAUGAGGGUGUGGGGGAAGGUGGCAAUAGCUGUAAUCUGUUAUGACUCCAGGGAUCUCAGUCUCCACUUGAAAGAAAUGAACUGAAAGUCAGGCAUUUUGGACUGGAGAGAGAAAAACACCCUAGUGACUUCAGUUAGGAAAAAUGUGCAAGAAUCUUUAAGCUAUGCCCUGCCUGUUUUUUUCACCAGAUUGCAAUAUGAAUAUGCUGCAGCUUAAAGCUCCUUCUAGGAGCUGUGUUUAUGUAAAAAUUGAGUUGAGCUUGUAAUGGUUAAAACUGUAUUUAAUUCUUGUUUUAUAAAUGAAAACAAAAAUGAAGAAAUGCUAUAAGUAUAAUGUAAUUAUUUUAUAGGUCUACUAUUAAAUUAUAGAUUAAAUAAUAAAGCUACUAUAGGGUUAUAUGUCAUCCAGGUGUACAGGUUUUACUUCAACACCUUGUGUCCAGCCACUCUCUAAUCAGUGUAUUUUCCAGCUUCCUUUUGACCCUACUAAAUGCAGGUAAAUGGAUUUUCCUAACAGCUUGGGAAAGCCUAGCUACUGUUCCCCUUGUCCCCUACCCCACUGCUCCACUGCAAAGGUACCUGCAAGUGAAGAGAGAAAAACUAAUAGCAGAUUCUGGAGUCAUUUAUUCAUGUACAAAUUCUGGCCUUUUUUUGGUUAACUGACAAGAGGGCAACAAAAGCUCCAUCACUGGCUGAACUGCUGACAUCAUUUGUGGUAAGAGAAGUAACUAUUAUCUCAACCUGAGUGAUUUUACUUCAAAUGCAGGUAGAUCCUUAUGUAAUAGGCACCAACAUACCCCAUAGGAAAAAAAAAAUCUAUGUUAAGAUAUAGGUGAGUUUGAACUCUUGCUAUCAACUCUUGAAGGAGUACACUGUAUGGAUCUCAAAGUAUAGGGUAGUGUGUAUUGCUUGCUUGUUUGUU